CCCAUUUGUGUAACGGUUCUCCAUUCUGAUGCAGUCACUUCGUGAUAUGGCAAAAUGCCGGCCCAACGUGGCACUCGCCUUAGCAGUUGGACUCUGCUAUGGCGUCUUUCUAUAUCUACCAGUAUGCAAUGGGUCUCAAGCCGAAUUUCGUGACCUCCUUUUUAUGUUGAACACUACGCAAAAAAUCUACAUAUACGCAAGAAGUAUCAUGCAUGAAGCUAACUUCGAUCACGAGAUGUGUACAUACUACACCAAGAACGACCUAAAUAAUACCGACUAUAACUUCACAUUGUUUAUGCCUAAUCACAACGUCGCCCAGAGCUACAAGCUUCAUGCAACUCUAGGAAAUGGAACCGACGACCCAGGUCCCUACAUGGAGGUACCAGAUUGGCCUGGGCUCGGUGAAGUCACAAAAAAACUCUGGCGGUACAGCUAUCCUGGGCAGUGUGCGAUUAUGUUAUAUCCCUGGCUUGGUAAAACACAGUGCGAGAUCCAUAUCCGAGAACAAGGAAUUCCAAGCAAAUAUAUAGAUCACAUAUACUAUAUCUGCGAUGGACUGUUUUGGGAGCUCUGCAGAGGCGGCACUAUGCACCGAAUUUACAGUUCAAAUUGUUCCUCUUUAUGAUUGUGUAAUUUAGUGGGUGCCUUUCUUUCCUAUAUCAUUCUUCAGAAUGACAUACAAAGAUAAAAUUUUUCUUACAGAUUG
This is a messenger RNA of Dermacentor andersoni, 706 nucleotides long. The record is from RefSeq and is a predicted model, not a curated record. Lineage: Eukaryota; Metazoa; Arthropoda; Arachnida; Ixodida; Ixodidae.